Theobroma umbraticum is the source of this 3658-nucleotide messenger RNA. RefSeq names its product Sec23/Sec24 protein transport family protein (gene ERMO2). Gene Ontology annotation, cellular component: COPII vesicle coat; endoplasmic reticulum exit site. NCBI's taxonomy places the organism in Eukaryota, Viridiplantae, Streptophyta, Magnoliopsida, Malvales, Malvaceae. Gene Ontology annotation, biological process: COPII-coated vesicle cargo loading; endoplasmic reticulum to Golgi vesicle-mediated transport; intracellular protein transport. Gene Ontology annotation, molecular function: zinc ion binding; SNARE binding. The record is from RefSeq and is a predicted model, not a curated record.
GUACGGAAGAAAAUAAAAUAUAUAUUAAAAAAAAAACCCCUGAUUGCCCCAAAAGCUGAAAUCCUUCUCUCGAUCUGCAAUUCCGCGAACGGAAUCCUCUUCUCUCUUUAGAUCUCGGCUUCGGAGAAGUCGCUCAAAUACGACGCCGUUCAGUUAGAUCUCUGAUGGCCCGUCACUGACGCUGUACGACGCCGGUUUAGUUGUGAGAGAUUGCCUAUUAAGUAGUAUACUUAGUCAUAUUAUUGAAAACCAUGGGGACUGAGAACCCUGGUCGGCCGAAUUUUCCCAUGAGACCUUCCUCUACCCCUUUUGCUUCUGCUCCUCCAACUAUGACACCUUUUUCAUCAUCUGGUCCUGUGGUGGGAUCAGAGGCCAGCAAUUUUAGACCUACUCCACCAGGUGCUCCCCCAACUAUGACACCUUUCUUAUCAGCUGGGCCAGUAGCUGGACCUGUUCGUUUUAAUGAUCCAUCAGUUGCAUCUCCACCCAUAACAUCUGCCCCACCUGCUGGGGGACUUUAUCAGCAAUUUCCAACACCACCAUUUCCUUCAACAGCCCAUGCUCCUCCUACUCGUGCACCACCUAUGGGGCAGCCACCAUUUCAACCUCCUGCAAGUCAAGUAUCAGCUCCACCAGUUUCUUUCCGGCCACCAUCACAAGUACCACCGGUGCCAAUGGGAUCUCCACCACAAAUUGUAAAUUUUCCUCCAUCUGGUGUGAAUGUUCCUCAACCUCCAUCAGAUUCAUUGCUUUCAGGGACUAGACCCAAUUUUCAGCCGACUUUCCCCACUCCAGAUACAUCUUAUUCUGCUACCAAAGCCACUUUCCAGCCUCCUUUUCCUGGAUAUCCAAGCAAGCAGCCUGUAGUUUCACAAGCACCAUUACCUUUUCCUGCUCAGCAAGGAAGUUUUAUGCCUCCUCCACCAGUAUCAUCUUCUUCCUUUCCUAUUCAGCAAGGAAGUUAUGUUCCUCCUCCACCAGUGGCAGCUCCCUUGGGCUAUCAAACAAGGGACUCAAUGCAACAUCCAGGCUCUGCACCUCCUAUUGGUGGCAUCCAAAGCUUGACUGAAGAUUUUAGUUCACUCUCACUUGCAUCUAUGCCAGGAUCAAUUGAGCCAGGACUUGAUUAUAAAACACUUCCUAGGCCAUUGGAUGGUGAUGUGGAGCCAAGUUCUUUCGUUGAGACAUACCCUAUGAAUUGUGAUCCUAGAUACCUACGACUUACUACAAGUGCCAUACCAAAUUCCCAAUCUUUAGUUUCAAGAUGGCAUUUGCCUCUUGGAGCAGUUGUUUGUCCCCUUGCAGAGGCUCCUGAAGGGGAAGAAGUGCCAGUAAUUAAUUUUGUUUCAACUGGUAUUAUUCGUUGUAGAAGAUGCCGCACUUAUGUGAAUCCCUAUGUCACAUUUACAGAUGCUGGAAGAAAGUGGCGUUGCAACAUCUGUUCUUUACUAAAUGAUGUUCCUGGUGAGUAUUUUGCAAAUUUGGAUGCUACUGGAAGAAGAAUUGAUUUGGAUCAGCGGCCUGAGCUUACAAAAGGCAGUGUGGAAUUUGUUGCACCAACUGAAUACAUGGUGCGGCCUCCAAUGCCGCCACUAUAUUUUUUUCUCAUUGAUGUUUCUAUAUCUGCAGUAAGAAGUGGUAUGAUUGAGGUUGUUGCCCAAACUAUCCGUUCAUGUUUGGAUGAGCUGCCAGGCUUCCCUAGAACACAGAUUGGAUUUAUUACGUUCGAUAGCACAAUUCAUUUUUACAAUAUGAAGUCAUCUCUUACACAACCUCAAAUGAUGGUAGUUUCAGAUCUGGAUGAUAUAUUUGUCCCAUUGCCAGAUGAUCUCCUUGUCAACUUGUCUGAAUCAAGAAAUGUGGUUGAAACAUUCCUAGAUAGCUUGCCCUCUAUGUUUCAGGACAAUGUGAAUGUGGAAUCUGCUUUUGGUCCUGCACUUAAAGCAGCAUUCAUGGUUAUGAGUCAACUUGGAGGAAAGUUGCUAAUUUUCCAGAACACAUUGCCUUCGCUGGGGGUUGGGCGCUUGAAGUUGCGUGGGGAUGAUCUUCGUGUGUAUGGAACUGAUAAGGAACAUACAUUGAGAUUACCAGAAGAUCCCUUCUACAAGCAAAUGGCUGCUGAUCUUACAAAGUACCAGAUAGGGGUUAAUAUUUAUGCUUUCAGUGACAAAUACACUGACGUAGCUUCCCUAGGAACCCUGGCAAAAUAUUCCGGAGGUCAAGUAUAUUAUUACCCGAGCUUCCAAUCAGGCAUUCAUGGAGAGAAGUUGAGGCAUGAAUUAGCCAGAGAUCUCACAAGGGAAACAGCCUGGGAAGCAGUUAUGCGCAUAAGAUGCGGAAAAGGGAUUCGAUUUACAUCUUAUCAUGGGAACUUUAUGCUGAGGUCCACAGAUUUAUUAGCACUUCCGGCUGUGGAUUGUGAUAAAGCAUAUGCGAUGCAGUUAUCCUUUGAGGAGACACUGCUGACAACUCAGACUGUUUAUUUCCAAGUCGCUUUACUAUACACGGCAUCAUGCGGAGAGAGGCGUAUCAGAGUACAUACAGUAGCUGCCCCAGUUGUUACAGAUCUGGGAGAGAUGUACCGCCAAGCUGAUACUGGUGCCAUUGUUUCUUUGUUUUGUAGGUUAGCAAUCGAGAAAACUUUGACCAAUAAACUUGAAGAUGCUAGAAAUUCUUUGCAACUAAGGAUUGUAAAAGCACUUAGAGAAUACCGCAAUCUCUAUGCUGUCCAGCAUCGCUUGGGAGCUAGGAUGAUUUAUCCAGAGUCUCUAAAGUUCUUGUGUUUGUAUGGAUUAGCUCUCUGUAAAUCAGUACCUCUAAGAGGAGGAUAUGCUGAUGCUCAGCUUGAUGAACGCUGUGCAGCAGGUUUCACCAUGAUGGCAUUACCUGUUAAAAAGUUGUUGAAUCUUUUAUAUCCUAGCUUGAUUCGUGUUGAUGAGUACCUUUUGAAGUCUGCUCAAGCUGAUGAUUUAAAAACCAUUGUGAAGAGACUGCCAUUGAUUGCAGAAAGCCUAGAUUCAAGAGGCCUUUAUAUAUAUGAUGAUGGCUUCCGCUUUGUUAUAUGGUUUGGUAGAAUGCUUUCGCCUGAUAUAGCUAGGAAUUUACUUGGGGCGGACUUUGCAGCAGAAUUAUCAAAGGUUACCCUUAGCGAGCAUGAUAAUGAAAUGUCAAGAAGGCUGAUGGGGGCAUUGAAGAAACUAAGAGAGAGCAACUGUUCGUAUUAUCAACUUUCUUAUCUUGUAAGACAAGGUGAGCAACCCAGGGAAGGCUUGCUGCUUCUUGUAAAUCUUCUCGAGGACCAGAUGGGCGGUACCAGUGGUUAUGUUGAUUGGAUAACACUAAUACACCGGCAAGUCCAGCAAAAUGCAUGAUGUACUGGUGGGGUUUCAUCAUCUCAUUAUUCUCUGCCUCAAAUGUUAUAAAUUCAAUCUGUAUUCAGUCUCCGGUCGCCCCCUCAUAUCUUGGGUGUUGAAUAUAUAGAACAGAUCACCCGGAAUAUUUUCAGGAAAUGAUUUUAUUUGUUCAUUACAGGAUUCAAUAACUAGGGGAAAAAAAAAAAAAGAAUGUGAUAUUGCACUGCUUUCAUAUUGAAGUGCAGAACGGAUUAAAUUUUUGUAUGUGACAGUUAAAUUAUUGGCAGCAAAUUUUUGUGUCAUAA